Dendroctonus ponderosae (mountain pine beetle) is the source of this 2484-nucleotide messenger RNA. RefSeq lists its product as uncharacterized. The transcript has 4 exons. Gene Ontology annotation, cellular component: cytoplasm. The coding region runs from base 144 to 1664 and encodes 506 amino acids. The record is from RefSeq and is a predicted model, not a curated record. Gene Ontology annotation, molecular function: ubiquitin protein ligase activity. NCBI's taxonomy places the organism in Eukaryota, Metazoa, Arthropoda, Insecta, Coleoptera, Curculionidae.
CAACUGAGGAAGCAGAGACCAGCUCUUUGGGAUUAGACCGUGAUCUGAGAAAUUUAUUAACUAAGGCCGACAUUAUUACAGCCGUUUUGAGCCGCUUGAACAAAGUUUACCAGGACAAAGUGUGUGGAGGUUGCUUCCGAUAUAUGUCUUCGCUUCCUAUUAGGAUGACCAUCCGGGGAUUUCCUAUAUGUGGACGAUGUCACGAUUCUGAAGAAUUUAAGGAUGUUUCCUCCGCCAUUUCAAGGGCCAACUUUUUCGUGACCCACUUUGAAUUUUUCUGCAUCAAUACCCUCGACGGGUGUCUUGUUCAGGAUCUAAAGCCGGCAGCUACCACGGACCAUGAAGCAAAGUGUAAAGUCCCACAAUUGGAUUGUGUGUUUUGCUCAUUUAAGGGAAAUAUUUUGCAAAUUAUCCAUCACUCUGUCAGGCAACAUCGGAUGAAUUUAUCUCUAGAUGGAGUGAUAGAAUUUAGUCUGAAGGAAAAUACUGAAAAGAAAACCACAUUAAUGGUUAUACACGGCGUUGCUUUCGUUCUGAAAUGGCAGAUCUCUAAAGAAAAAGUAGUACUGAAAUUCAAACUGCUGGUAAACCUGCCGUUUACGCAACACUAUCGUAUACACUUUUCCAGGAAAGGGGACGCUGAACUUCCACUUGAAAUGCUCAACGAGUAUGGUGUAAUAAGCAUGAAAUGUGAUACAUGUAUUGAUAUAAGUAAGCCUCAGUUGAAACUUAAAUUUGGUGAGGAGGCCAUCCUAAUGUGUAAAAUAUCGUUUGAGGAGGUAUCAGUUGAAAGGAAAAUUGAGGAAUGCAAGGAGAGAGAAGCCAAGUGCCAGCCAGAUGCGCUAAUACAGUCAAUUAACGAAUCGCAAGUAAACACCGAUCUUAAAGCGAGUAUAGAGUUAUGUAAUUCUGUAUCAAAGUUGCUAAAAACUUUUGCACAUCGACUUCUCAAAUGCGUCGUGUGUAAGCAGAUAGCUGCAGGAGACUCUACACACUUUUGCCCGGAGCUUCAUGGCUGCUGUAAUAAAUGUUGGACAGGUUAUUGCUCUGAAUGUUCUGAAGUCAGGCCAUAUAGAGAUAUUCCAAUGCUCGAGAAUUUAGUAGUAGACUGCGAUUGGGAUGAUUGUGCUGAAGAAACAAAGUUCUAUAAAUAUCUCACCCAUAAAGCAUCGUGUCCUCAAAGGCCUUACAAAUGUCCACUCAAAAAUUGUAAUGAAAUUCGCGUUGGUGUACCUGCUCUUACAAAUCAUUGGCACGUUGAACUCCCCGAUGUAGUUGUAGGAAAUGUUUAUGAGUUCAAUAAGCAAUUUAUUAAAACAGAAUAUGCCUAUUGGAUACAUCAGGGUGAUAUAUAUGUCGUAACGAUAAAUUUGGAAGAAACUUAUCUUGACGUUCUACUUGAAGAAGUUGACGUCAUACCAAAUUGCAAUUUGGACAAGUUGUCUUGUUCGCUUCUACUUGGCGACAAAACUUACGAUAUUCCUAUAGUACGCACUUAUUGCAAAUGCGAAGGCAAAUUUGUUUACAGCGAAAAAAUACCAGAUUUCAAACCUGAAAAUAAACAUAUGAUUGUGGUUAUAAAUAUGAAUCCUGAGGUGCCUUAUCAACGUUCUCGUGUAUCUGUUCCCGUGCAGCGAAAACCCAAGACGUUCAUCACAGUCUAAAUAUACUUGUAUUGUAAACUGCUCUCUUUUAAAACUAGUGCAUCAUUCAAUAAUAUACUUUAUAUGGGUGCUGUUUCAGCCGAAACUUCUUCCUAAUUACAUUGCGCUAUUCAAAUCCAUUAUGAACUUUCAAAAUGCCUAUAUUUACUACACAUAAAAUUAUUGGAACCUACAGAACCGGUUAUUGCGCACGUUAUUGUUAGAUUAGAUAGGAUUUAUUUAUUGUUAGAACCUUUUGUACGCUUUUGCUCAAAUUUUAUUCGUUUGCAAAUGCUAAAGAUUCAAACUUGCUAUGUAAUGAAACUUUAUAAAAAACCAAAAAUUAUUUCUGUAUCCAUGUUAGUUAUCCAUCCAAGUUAUAAGCAAGUUUAAAUGUUCGGAUAUUUUUUGCAUGGCACACUCCAUAAUAAAAUUUCCGCAUUGUCACGAAAAAAUCUAUAUAACAUCUAGAUUAAAGAAUGGAAAUUUGCAUAAAAGCACUGAUAAUUAGUUAAUUGUGUUCUUUCGGUUUAUCAUAUUGAUUUGCCAGUGUUAGCCAGAGCACUAUAUGAUUUUAAAUGUAAUUAUGUGUUAAUUGUUUAUAUAUAAGUUUAAAUGUAUUUUCUAUAUAGUAUUAUCUUAUUAGGUUUUAAAACUAAUUUAUCAAUAAUGGAAAAAUUGCCUCUUGCCCAAAGAUGGCGAAUAAUAUUAAUGAAAUUGGGGGCAUUUUUUCUAAAUAUUCACGAAAUUUUUAAUAUUAUAAGAGAUCUGAGUUGCAACAUGAUUUUUUCAUAACAUAUUUAUUUAUGUAUGAUAUAAUAUACUUGGAAUUUAUAUGAAA